Knipowitschia caucasica is the source of this 228-nucleotide messenger RNA. Lineage: Eukaryota; Metazoa; Chordata; Actinopteri; Gobiiformes; Gobiidae. The record is from the annotation of a GenBank genome assembly.
AUGAUUGACAAUAUGAUUUAUGAGUGUGACCAAUGUCAACGUGAGGGAAAGUCUCUGGGUUCAGUUGCACCACUCCAAACAAUAAAAGUGUCUGCUGUUUGGGAGCUGUUGGGGCCCUUCCCCAAAACUACUGAUGGCUAUCAGUACAUAUUUACAGCCACGGAUUAUUUUUCAAACUCAAUGCCCUUUACAAAACAAACAUCCUCAAAAACUGGAGGAAGUUUCUGA